Molecule: messenger RNA, 1074 nt
Organism: Trachemys scripta elegans
Lineage: Eukaryota; Metazoa; Chordata; Testudines; Emydidae
Gene: DBX1
Product: developing brain homeobox 1
Exons: 4
Coding region: 1-1053 (350 amino acids)
Biological process (GO): regulation of transcription by RNA polymerase II; cell differentiation in spinal cord
Molecular function (GO): DNA-binding transcription factor activity, RNA polymerase II-specific; DNA binding
Source: RefSeq, a predicted model, not a curated record
AUGAUGUUCCCAAGUCUCAUAGCUCCUCCGGCUGUGUACCCGAAUCUCCUGCGGCCAACUCCUACUUUAACUUUGCCUCAGUCUCUUCAGUCAGCCUUUUCUAGCCAUUCUAGCUUCUUGGUGGAAGAUUUGAUCAGGAUCAGCAGGCCUGCCAGUUACCUGCCUCGGAACGGCCCUCCGCCUAGCAUGUCCCCUCCAGCCUCCGGGACCAGCACAGCCAGGACAGACACUGUGACAUCAGAGCUCGUCAGCUGCAACACCUCUAGCGCUAGGAGGGUCUGUUCCCCGCAGACUUCAGUCUCAUCCAAUAACGAUUCCACUUUCCUGAAGUUUGGGGUCAACGCCAUCCUCUCGUCCACUCCUAGAGCUGAAACCUCCCCUGCGUUGCUUCCGAGUGUCCCUCCAAAGACAUUCUCCUUUCCAUACUUUGAAGGAUCCUUCCAGCCUUUUAUCAGAUCUUCUUAUUUCCCAGCGUCCUCCUCUGUGGUGCCGAUCCCCGGCACUUUCUCUUGGCCCCUGGCUGCUAGAGGGAAGCCCCGCAGAGGGAUGCUUCGCAGGGCAGUCUUCUCGGACGUGCAACGCAAAGCUCUGGAGAAAAUGUUUCAGAAGCAGAAGUACAUCAGCAAACCAGACAGGAAAAAGCUGGCAGCCAAACUGGGGCUCAAAGACUCGCAGGUGAAGAUCUGGUUCCAGAACAGAAGGAUGAAGUGGAGGAACUCCAAAGAGAGAGAGCUUCUCUCCUCCGGGGGCUGCAGAGAACAAACCUUACCCACCAAGUUCAACCCUCACCCAGACCUCAGCGACGUAGGCAAGAAAUGUUCAGAGGAGGAGGAGGAAGAGGAGGAAGUGUCCCCUCUGUGCCCAGCCAGCCCUCGGCACACCCUGACCUACCACCAGUCUCCAGAGCACCUGCACUUGAGGGACAGACUGGACUCCCAGAUGCCCCCCUCUCCAUCCCACUCCAGCAGCCCCAGCAAACCUUCAGACUUCUCAGACUCGGAGGAAGAGGAUGAUGAGGGGGAAGAGGAAGAGGAGGAGAUCACAGUCUCUUAGAUCUCCUGCCUGCCCCCACCA